AUGCAAUCUGACGUCUGUUAUGAUUAUUACAACAACAGUCAAAACAGUGGCAACAAUGGUGGACAUCAGUCAUUAAGAGGACCAAGGCCCAUUCAGCAGUCGCCCAUGUAUCCAUACUCGUAUACUCCAAGGCAACCACGCAAGCCAAUUGAAGUGAGAGUGCCUACACCGAGAACUCAAUUUACCCCUCAGCCUCCAUCGCAGCCAUAUGUGUAUCCAGCUCCAAAACCACAGUUGGGAAGAAAGCCCUCAAAGACGGAAUUGCCGCUGGACAAUUUCAUCCCGCCUUCACCUGCGCCUUCUUCAUCCACCAAAAUAAUAGCCCAUUCGAAUGUCUCCAUACGUCGAAAGCCAACACCACCUACUCCAGCGCCCAAAGCAAGUGCUAGUAAGCCGGUAAAUCCUGUAUAUCAAUCGCCCUUGAACCGUUACUCGUCUGACGAUGACAAUGAUGAAGAUGACGAUGUGAAUGAUGAGGACAUACUCCGAGAUUUGACCUUGUCGAGACGAAUGAGUGUACAUGAUAUCACCAUCUCUUCUGACGAAGAAGACGAUGACGAUGACGAUGAUUAUAAUUUAGAAGAUACCUCAAGAAGACCAACUAGCAAAGUACCUGAUGAUUUACCGCCAAUUCCUCAGAUAUCAGCACCUGGAUACUCGGACGAUGAAGAUGAGAAUACUACCAGUGCAUCCAUAUACACAAUUCGCAAAGAUGACUUGCCGCCUAUACCCUCCAUUUCUGCUCCUGGCUACUCUGACGACGAAGAAGAAGAAGAAAAGAAUGUUCACAAAAGCAAAGCUCCAUUACCUGUCAUCCCUACUAUUUGUGUUCCUGGAGGGUUUUCGGACGAUGAUGAUGAUCAAGAGCAAAACGCUACACAUGCUCAGCAAAAGAAAAAGAGCGCAUUAUACAACUCGAUGUAUUUUGGUAUUCGAUGUGGUGGAUGUGAGGAACCAUUGAGCGGUCAAGCGAUUACGACAUCCGGCAAACAUUGGCAUCCACGCUGCUUCAAGUGUCAAGCAUGCCAUCAAAAUCUGGAGCAUAUUGCAUUCUAUGAGAAGGACAGUUUACCUUACUGCGCUCUUGACUAUCACGAAUUGUUCAGCCCUCGAUGUGAUUUUUGUAAAACACCAAUUGAAGAGCAUUCCAUUUCAGCACUGGGAAAGACAUACCAUGCUGGCCACUUCUUUUGUAGAGAAUGCGGUAAACCAUUCGAUGAGGAAACCAACUUUUUGGAACAUGGAGGACAUGCCUACUGUGAAGCGGAUUACUACAAACAGUUUGGAAAGGCUUGCAGAGGAUGUGAAGAGACGAUUACAGGGGAUUUCUUGGUGGCAUUGGGUGGUGAAUGGCAUAAAGAGUGCUUUGUAUGUGCUGAUUGCGGUAGCACAUUUGCAUCGUCCACGUUUUUGAUCAAGGGAGGUAAGCCGUACUGCGAGGAGCACUAUCAUCAGCAAACAAGCUUGAAAAAGAAGAUUAGUCUACCUAAGGCUAAACCACUGAAACCACUGCCGAGUUUGGAUUUACUGGCGUCGCCAAAGAGCUCAAAACCGGUACCUGAUACUAUCUGCAUCACGGAGAAUACAGCAGAAUCACAGACCAAGACCUGCCAUAAAUGUCAAACCACAAUACAGGGCCGAUGCCAUAGUGCUUUUGGACGUGAUUACCAUCCUCUGCAUUUCCAAUGCUCGAGGUGCAACAAGCUUUUAUCUGCUAGACUUACAGGCUUAUACCAGGAAAUAGGCGAUGGUGAGAUUAUUUGUAAGCCAUGUGUCAGGAAAAAUAGAUCCACAGAUCCAUCAUUUUAG
Molecule: messenger RNA, 1809 nt
Organism: Mucor velutinosus
Lineage: Eukaryota; Fungi; Mucoromycota; Mucoromycetes; Mucorales; Mucoraceae
Product: transcriptional repressor
Exons: 2
Coding region: 1-1809 (602 amino acids)
Source: RefSeq, a predicted model, not a curated record